GUUCACUUUCCCAUUUUCUAACAAACGACUUUUUAGUUGCAUCAUUAAAUGACUCGAUCCAUUUAUUAUGACGAGAUUUCAUAUUUAAUAACACGGAUCCAUGAAUGCAGGGAAAGGCGCAUGGAACUGAUGAAAGCAUAUGCUCUAAUUCAACAUACUGACUCUUCUGGGAAGAAUUCACUUUCAAGCAAAAUGAUCCAAUAUAACAUAAAUUUGAAAAGAAUAGAUGAAAACAUUAGAAAAGUGGAAAGAAGACAUGAAGUCCUGAAAUGUCAGUUCGAAAAAAUUAAACAAAAUGCUAAAGAAGAAUCAAUGUUGGGUGUGAAUAAAAUGUUGAAUCAUUCGCUUAAUAACCAAGAACUUCAACAGGUAAUUAAAAGAACAAAACAAAUUUUAGAUGCACAAGAAAUAACGUUGAAAUCUAUAUCAUUUAACAACAAUGAUGACGAUGAAUAUGAUAGUGUUGAUAACAAUAUAAAACAUGAAGAAUUAUACAAAUUAUCGUUUAUUAACCAAACCAGGAUCGAAACACCACAAAAAGAUGGUGAUUAUAACAAAACGGAGAAUAAGGAAGUAAAUGACAAAGAGCCAGGGGAAGAUGAAGAAGAGAAAGAAUUGGGACAAAGAAGACAAAUCAGGGAGAUAACAGAUGGUGUUGAAUCAUCGAAUCAUGUUGUCCAUAAAAUUAGAUCUCCAGCAUUUUCGGAAGAUCUAAAUUAUUCAUCUGAUGAUUUUUAUAAACAAUCCAGAUUGUUUGAUUCAAAUAUUUUAUUGAACAAUCAUAGUAAUGAUGAGAAAUCUAACAAGAAUAAUAAUUCGCAACACAUGGCCAUAGAAGAAGAAGAAAAAGAAAAAGAAAACGAAGAAGAAGAGGAAGAUGAUGAUACUCAAGAAACAGAAGAUGAAUACAAGGCAGAAUUAAAAUGUGAAAACGUUUAUCCAACAGAUCCAAAUAAAAAGGGAAUCAUUCAAAAAGGUCAAACUUAUGAAGCAUUUUUAGCAAAAGCAACAUUCAGCAUUGAAGAUUCAACUUAUGAUCCAGUUAAUGAAUCCAAUGAACAUGAAUCUGAAUAUGAUUCAAAAAUAUUAAAAAAUAAUGUAAAUAUAAAUGAAGAUAUGAGAGCAUCAAAUAAGUUAUUUGAUUCAACAAAUGCUAAUCUACUUUCAUCAUGGACAACAUAUAAAACAGAAGACUUAGAGGAUGACAGUUUCUAUGAUUGACAAAUAAAAAUGUCUG
Messenger RNA from Schistosoma haematobium, 1237 nucleotides. RefSeq lists its product as uncharacterized. Lineage: Eukaryota; Metazoa; Platyhelminthes; Trematoda; Strigeidida; Schistosomatidae. The coding region runs from base 49 to 1221 and encodes 390 amino acids. The record is from RefSeq and is a predicted model, not a curated record. The transcript is spliced from 6 exons.